GAGAAGCAUGAAGCAAUAGAGGGUGAAUUAGUUGUGCAGCCAUCUGAUGAUCAUUUCUGGUUUCAGCGCCCCCAAUUUUGUUCUCAACGUCAUACACUUUAUUCUCUUCCAAAACGCUUUUGAAAUCGCCUUCUUCUUCUGAAUAUGGCUGCAAUAUGGGUUUGAUUCCUGCAUCAUGGGACAAGUCAAGUACAUUGUGCCCAGGCUUCUCAUAGGGUAUAUAUUAGUUAGAUGUUAUAAAUUUCAGAAUAAUAGUCAUAAAUUUAGACUUAGAAGUCACACUUGUUAAUUUAAAAGUAAGGAUAAAAAGAAGCAACAAGACUACUUAGUUACACUUGAUUAUUUAAAGGUUACACUUGAUUACACUUAGUUUAAGAAAUUAAAUUAAAAUUAAAUCAUGUACUUUUGAAAUAUUAUAACACAAAGGAAGGUCUUUUGAAGUUAUUGGACUAAGUGCUAUGAUUUUUUUUAUCAGAAUCUAUGAAUCAAGAUCUAUUUGUGUGAUUGUAAAGUAUUUUUUCUUGAUCGUAGAUAUGGAAAAUCUUGAAGUAGCCAAUGAUAAUGUCAAAGAACCAUUGAGAGAUUAGCAUACUCAUGUUGAUGCUUAUGGUUCUCUAAGUAAUUUAUUUUCUUUGUUAGAUUCAAAAAAAAUUAUACUACAAGUUAUGACUUUAUGUUUAUAAGUUAGCAUUCUGGACCUAUUAGUGUGAUAGUGAAAUUAUGAUCUUAUAUUUAGUUUGGUUACAUUUUUAAGGUGGAACUUUGAGAAGAAAUAUAUGAAGGAAGAAAAUUAAAAAAGAUUAUUUUUUCGGAUGAUGUACUUAACUUUGUUUCUCUUUUUUAGAUUAGCGUUUUUGGAUCUGGUUUAAUGUUAUUAGACUAGAAGUUAUGACUUCAUUUCUAUUAGUUAUUAUUCUGGCUCUUUCAGUGUGUGUUAAUAAUAAAUGAUUUAUUUCACGGAAUCAUAGUUUACUCAAACAACACAAGAAUAGUCUCUUCUAGCGGACUCACUGAAAUAUAAGGGAAAAAAGCAGCAAAGAGAUUUGAAAGAAAAGCAGUUGUACCAGGAAAAAGGAAAAGGAAAUGGGUAGGAAUACAAAUAUGCAGCUGUAAAUAAUUUAUUCAUAUUUUGAACUCAGAAUAAUUUAUUGUUAAUAAUAUUCAAUAACAUCAUUAUUUAGGCUAUGUGGGAGUCGAACCCACACUUCUCUGCAAAUUUGCACAUUGCUCUCCCAGUUAAGCUAAUAACCUUUAUAAGUGAAAAUUAAAUUAAAAUUAAAGCAUUGAGAUGAUAAAUUUAGGGAAAAUAAUAAAUCAACUCAUCCAGACAAAUCUGAAGUUGCAAAAGAUCCCAAAUAACAGGAGCUCCUCGACUAACCAACAAUCAAAAUCGCACUACAAAACUCAUUAACACUCUAGGCAUAUGGCUUGAUGGCUGUUGCAUCACUGCAUCAAUCAAGAUAUUGAGCUCUGUUAACCAUGGCUGAUGCUACCAAUGACUAGAACCCAUACAAAUGCUGAUAUUUGCACAUUUAUUUACCAUUUGGCCGAUGCUGUAAUUGAUGGCAAUCAUUGUUCAAAAUUCACUAACUACAACAUCCAAUGAAGGUUGUCGCUAGCAUGUCAACCGCAUAAGAACUUGUAUUUACAAUUAUCUAACUUUUAAACCAAAAAGUUUAACUUCUAUUCCAAAAUAUGUAACCUUUUAGAAUAUGUCUCUAACUAGACACACAAAAUGACUAUUAUAUUAUUGUAAUAGGUAUAACCUGUAACGUAAAACUUCACCCUAAAUUUUGACACCUUUCAGUAAAAAAAACAAGCACUACAACAAGGAUCCUUUCCGGUUAGAUAUUUGGGUUAAUAUCGAGAGUAGAAUUCCUCAUAUUUUACAAAAUGUGGGUUUUCAACAAGGAUCCUUUCCGGUUAGAUAUUUGGGUAUCCCAUUGGCUCCUCUAAAUAUAUCUGUUGCACAGUUCUCUCCUUUGAUUGACACGGUCACAGGUUAUUUAGAAGUAUGGAACUCGAAAACUCUUUCCUAUGCGGGGAAGGUUGAGUUGAUUACAUCAGUCAUGCAAGGUGUUCAAUCGUUCUGGCUGGGUAUUUUCCCUAUGCCGAGAGCUAUACUUGAUAGAAUUACAACCCUAUGCAGACUGUUUCUUUGGGGUAGCAAACGUGCAAAAGUUGCAUGGAGUGAUAUUUGCCUACCAAAGAAUGAGGGGGGUUUAGGUAUUAGGGACACAAAGGUGUGGAAUAAUGCCUUACUUUCCCGAACCCUUUGGAAUAUCCAUGGAAAUAAAGAAUCACUUUGGGUUAAGUGGGUGCAUGGGAUUUAUCUUAAAGGUAGGUGUGUGUGGACGUUUGUGCCACACAAUAAGGACUCACGGCUUAUGAAGAAUUUUGCUUCUAUUCGAGAUUUGAUUGUUUCUAAGUUCUCUUCUUUGGACCAGGCCCUCACCUUUUUGGGGAAGUGCUCCCACAAUGGGAAACUCUCCUCGUCUAAAGUGUAUGACUUGCUUAGAAUAAAGGGCACUAUCCACCCAUGGAUGUCCUUCAUAUGGAAGAGUUAUAUCCCGCCCAAAUUUUCAUUCAUUACUUGGUUGGCCUUCCGUGGGAGGUUAGCUACGUAUGAUAGUUUGGGCUUUCUUGAUGUGAUUAACAUUUGUCCUUUUUGUAAGGGUGGCCCGGAAACGGUGUCACACCUAUAUUUUGAGUGUUCGUUUACAGGACAGGUUUGGAAUAUGAUCAGAGAUUGGCUUGGAAUAACGAGACAGAUGAACACACUUUCAAGUGCUGUCAAGUGGAUGAAGAAGGAACACAAUGGAGCAAAUGUGAAGGCCAAAGCCGUGAAGCUAUCUUUUUGCUAUACCAUCUAUUGGACAUGGCGCAUGAGGAACAUGAUUUGUUUUGAGAAGACCACAACCACGGUGAUUGAUAUGGUCAAACAUAUCAAGUUUAUGGUGUAUAAAGUUCUUUACUAUAUGUAUCCGAUUGAAAGGGUAACAUUCUGAUGUUUUUGCUGAUUCGUCACCUUUUUUGUGAUGGCUAGCAUGAGUAUGUAGCUAGCUAGAUAGAUGCGGUAUCUUUUUGGGGAGGUGACAGGGAAAUCCUUACUUGGAUGACCCAGGAUGGAUGUUUUUGAUCUGUACAGGUGUACAUAA
Messenger RNA from Cuscuta europaea, 3158 nucleotides. The record is from the annotation of a GenBank genome assembly. Lineage: Eukaryota; Viridiplantae; Streptophyta; Magnoliopsida; Solanales; Convolvulaceae.